Paramuricea clavata is the source of this 1278-nucleotide messenger RNA. NCBI's taxonomy places the organism in Eukaryota, Metazoa, Cnidaria, Anthozoa, Malacalcyonacea, Plexauridae. The record is from the annotation of a GenBank genome assembly.
AUGGUGUGCGUGACAUCAAAGAUAAUUACAGACAUAUCUGUUUUAUCUGUGCUGUCAAAAUUGAUUGAAAAGCACGUUGCACGAUCUCUCAUGAGCUACCUUGCGGAGAACAGGUUGUUGUAUCAUCUGCAGUCAGCAUUUCGCGAAGGCCAUUCCACUGAUUCAGCUCUGAUAAACUUGACAGACAAGAUAUUGUUUAAUUUGGACCAUGAUGAGGUUACCGGAAUGGUGUUUGUCGACUUUAGAAAGGCUUUUGACGUAAUUAACCAUGAGAUUCUCCUAAAAAAGUUGGAACUUUAUAGAGUGACUGAUGUAGCGUUGACCUGGUUUAAGUCCUACCUUUGUGAUCGCUACCAAUUUGUUUCUCUCGAAGGUAAAUCGUCUGAAUGCUUACCACUGACGAAAGGGGUACCACAGGGUUCAGUCUUGGGACCUGUAUUAUUUCUGCUAUUUGUGAAUGAUUUACCACUUCAUUUACAAUAUUCUUCAGUCGACAUGUUUGCUGAUGACACUACUAUGUAUGCAUGUGCUCACUAUUUGGACAUUUCUUCGAUGAAUGAUGGUUUAAAUAGUGACCUUCAUGCUCUUAAUGAAUGGUCGUUGCAAAAUAAAAUGUUCAUAAAUGCACGAAAAACAAACUCCAUGCUUGUGACUGGAAAAAGGAUACCAAAGAAAUUGGACUCACAGAAUGACCCAUGUCUGCAGCUCAAGAUAGAUGGCGUUGAUGUCAGCAGUGUUGCCUCGAAAAAACUUUUAGGAAUUACCUUGGAUUCUAAAAUGAGUUAUGAAACGCAUGUCGAGGAACUAGCGAAGAAGAUUUCAAAACGAUUAGGAUUCCUUAAACAUAUCAGUCCUUAUCUCAAGCAACAUCAACGAGAAACAUUUUAUACUUGCGUUAUCAAGCCCACUCUCAUGUACGGUAGUGUGGUCUGGGACAGCUGUAAUAUCAAUUGUCAUCAAAGACUUUUGAAACUUCAGAAGAGGGCGGCAAGAAUUAUUCUAGAUGUUGAUAAAAGAACGCCCUCAAUUGAACUUUUUAAUAAGCUAGCUAAAUUGGCUGCCUUUGUCGAAACAGUCUCUUAUAUACCCUGCGAGCAGAGCCUUAUUUUCGUUUCUUCGGCGAGGGGGAAAGGAGAAAAUAAGGCUCUGCAGUAUUCGUGUUUUGCUUCCAUUGCGCAUGCUCUGUCGGUUGCCUAGUUACAGCUAUAUGAAAUUUUAGACCUGUCUUCGCAGACGUCCGCCUUUAUUACUAGCGAAUCAAAAUUCACCAUCGUUUGA